AUGGACGUGACUUCAGAUAUUGGUUGGUCACGACAGUUAUGUGCGGGUGUUGGUCAUGACUGUCAUGUGUGGGUUGCGAAAGACUGGCAUUAUGGAAGUGACUUUAGAUAUUGGUUUAUAAGAACGAUUCAACAUCCCUAUACGAA
Cetraspora pellucida is the source of this 146-nucleotide messenger RNA. The record is from the annotation of a GenBank genome assembly. NCBI's taxonomy places the organism in Eukaryota, Fungi, Glomeromycota, Glomeromycetes, Diversisporales, Gigasporaceae.